This is a messenger RNA of Pyricularia oryzae 70-15, 2592 nucleotides long. Its product is annotated as ABC1 family protein. The transcript has 3 exons. Gene Ontology annotation, cellular component: mitochondrial inner membrane. Gene Ontology annotation, biological process: lipid homeostasis; mitochondrion organization. The record is from RefSeq and is a predicted model, not a curated record. Lineage: Eukaryota; Fungi; Ascomycota; Sordariomycetes; Magnaporthales; Pyriculariaceae. The coding region runs from base 289 to 2265 and encodes 658 amino acids.
GCCGAGAAUCGAUCCACCACGGACGGCGACACAUGAAGUUUGCGCUCCGCCCGCUUCUUUGUCGUCCCCCAACAAUUCGUUUUUUUUUUAUAGUUUUUUUUUUAGACAAUUCCCAUUGAUACCUUACUCAUGACUUAUAAGAGAAAGUAAAUUUAUCCCAAAUAACGGAACUCGGAACGACGAUAUGAUUGAAACCCGAAAUCAGCCUCAAAUUCGCAAAAUCAGGUAGCCGAUUUUUUUUUGUACCCCCAUAGGGUGUCUCUGCGUGGUGUAGGGUACCUUGGCGGUAUGAAGCUCAACACCGCCCUCGGUACCGCUGCAUCCCUGGGCCGGCUUCGACCGCGCAUCGGUCCGUCGAUAACCGCCCCGUCGGUGAUACAGUGGACAUGCGCAUCAUGUCGGAGCCAGUCCUCGGUGGCGGGCGCUCGCGCGGCGGCGGGUUUUGCCGUUGGGAACGGCGGCCGUCGAACUGUUGUGUCGUCGAUUCGGAGCAUCACGAGCUCGAGAUACUACAGGCAUGCCUCGACAACAAGCCAGUCGCAGUCACGGUCCGAGUACCAGCAGCAACAGCAACAGCAAGGAGGCUCGAGGAGGCCGAGAGGUAGCGGCGCAUUGCUGCUUGCCACCACUGGUGGUGCGGCGAGUGUGGGCAUCUUGGCCUUUACAGACGAUAUCAAGGCCGGCUACGAGACGGUCGAGAGGUGCGGCCGUGUUGGGUUGGCUUUGGCCGUCUGUAUCAAUGACUACCGAUCAACAUUGAAGAAGCGUGACGGGUUAGAAGAUGGCGAAGAGCAGGAGAAGCUGCUGAGCGAGUGCCACAAACGGUGCGCGGUCCGGACGCUCAAGGUUUUGGAGAAGAAUGGCGGCAUCUUUAUCAAGCUUGGGCAACACCUGAGUGCCAUGAACUACCUCCUCCCGGUCGAAUGGACUACAACAUUCAUCCCGCUACAAGACCGCUGCCCCGUCAGCUCGUUCGAGUCUAUCCAGGCCAUGUACCGCGCCGACACCGGCAACGAGCUUUGGGACGACUUUUCAGAGUUCAGCUCAGAGCCCAUCGGCGCCGCCUCCCUGGCCCAGGUCCACCUCGCGACCCUCAAGGCCGACGGCCGCCGCGUGGCCGUCAAGGUCCAGCACCCAGGCCUGGCCCAAUGGGCACCCCUCGACCUGGCCCUGACCAGGUACACGUUCCAGACGCUGAAGACCUUCUUCCCCGAGUACGACCUGAGCUGGCUGUCGGACGAGAUGGACCUGUCGCUGCCGCAGGAGCUCGACUUCCGGCAGGAGGCGCACAAUGCAAACCGCACGCGCGAGUACUUCUCCGCGCAUCCGGAGCUGCCACUCAUCAUCCCUGACGUCAUCAAGGCCGACCGGCGCAUCCUCAUCAUGGCCAACGAGUCGGGCCACCGCCUGGACGACCUGGAAUACCUCGACGGGCAGGGCAUCGACCGCGACGAGGUCUCGGCCGCGCUGGCGCGCAUCUUCAACGAGAUGAUCUUUGGCGACGGCGCCCCGCUGCACUGCGACCCGCACGGCGGCAACAUUGCCAUCCGGAAGCGCGAGGGCGGCCGCGGCGUCUCUGGAGGUGGCAGCAACUUCGAGGUGAUACUGUACGACCACGGCCUGUACCGCGACAUACCGCUGGACCUCCGCCGGUCGUACGCCAAGAUGUGGCUGGCCGUGGUGGAGGGCGACAUGGACCGGAUGCGCAAGUACGCGCACGAGGUGGCGGGCGUGACGGACGAGUCGUUCCCGCUGUUCGCGUCGGCCAUAACGGGGCGCGACUUUGGCGUCCUCGCGUCGUCGUCGUCGGGCGGCGACGGCUCGGUGCUCCUGGCCCCGCGCUCCCUCGACGAGAAGCAGACCAUGGGCAGCGCGCUGCAGGGCGGCCUGCUGGCCGACCUCGUCCAGCUGCUCGGCAAGGUGCCGCGCAUCAUCCUCCUCAUCCUCAAGACCAACGACCUCACCCGCAGCCUCGACGAGAACCUGCACACGCGCCAGGGGCCCGUCCGCUCGUUUUUGAUCCUGGCCAGGUACUGCACGCGGACCGUGUUUCUGGAGCGGCUCGAGACGCUGCGCGAGCGCGGAUCGCUGUUCUGGCCGCCCAACGCCGUAGGGCUGCUCGCGGCCUGGGUCGGCUACCUCAAGGUCGAGGUGCAGCUCGAGGCGUUUGAGAUGUGGCUGUCGGUCAAGAGGUGCGUCGUCAGUCCGGUGUUGGAGCUGGUGAGGAGGAGUAGACGGGAGGAGGGGGCGGUUGUGGCGUUAUAGACUUGGGGCGCUGGCCUUUUUCUUGUUUUGUUUGAUGUCAGCGCUUUUUCUUUUUUUUUAUAGAUUUUUGAUCAUGGCUAUAUAUUUAAUUGGGCGUGUUACAUCACGUCGUUAUAUUCUUCAGGGCACGGUCUCUAUGUGGGCUGGGUCUGGCAAUGGCGUACCCCAAGGGGCAUUUACUCAAAAGAUCGCAUCAGAUCAUCUCGCAAUCUUUUGCAGUCUGUGGCAUUAUGCUAGUCCUUUAUACAAAUGCAUAGAAAAGAGGUAAUUAUAUCAUGCUACAAAAAAGGAAUCCACACUUUUUCACAACUUCUUCUCCGCCUCCUC